Fusarium odoratissimum NRRL 54006 is the source of this 894-nucleotide messenger RNA. RefSeq lists its product as uncharacterized. NCBI's taxonomy places the organism in Eukaryota, Fungi, Ascomycota, Sordariomycetes, Hypocreales, Nectriaceae. The record is from RefSeq and is a predicted model, not a curated record. The coding region runs from base 1 to 894 and encodes 297 amino acids. The transcript has 3 exons.
AUGCAAAGCUCGCCGCCUACGAUCUUCGUUGACUCUCUCCCCAAGGGCUCUAGUGUUACAUUCAAAGACUCUACGUUCUUCACACAUAAUGGGCCUGGGGCAACUUUUCCAUCUGCUGAUCAAGUUCGAGUCAAGAGUGAAGCUGGCGAUCACGUCCUUGAUAGAAAGAAUACUGUUAUCUUCGAGUCACUUGGUUUGGUCGUCAAAUUUGGCAAAGAGCCUCGUGUCACUGUUGUGGAAGGCCAGUGCCUUUGGUGGUUACGUCGACAUCUUCCAAGCGUCCCUGUGCCCGAGAUGUACGGCUGGACCGAAGAUGGAGGAGAAGUAUUUUUGUAUAUGCAGUUGGUUGAAGGUGUGACCUUGGAGAAUAUAUGGGAAUUUUUGAAUAAAGAGGAUAAAACUGGGAUUUGCGAUCAAUUGCGAGACAUGGUAGUUGACCUACGUCAAGUAAAACGUAACUCAAAUGAUGAGUUUCUCGGACAAAUCAACCGCGGGCCGCUACAGGAUGUUGUAUUUGCCGAUGGAAUCCGACCAAGAGCAGGGACCAUUCUCGUCCCUGCAAGUGGUUCCCACUGGGAAGGACAUGAGCUCGAGGAUAUACCCGAUCCGUAUCGCCAGUUACUACAUGACGAUCCGGGAGUCGUUUUCACUCAUGCUGAUCUUCACCAGAGCAACAUAAUGGUCUCGGAAGGCUGGCCCUGUCGUAUUGUCGCUAUCAUAGACUGGCACCAGUCGGGAUGGUAUCCAGACUACUGGGAGUUUUACAAGGCUGAGUAUACCAACCACUGGGAAUCCGAGUGGGUGCAGAAGUACAUCCCGAUGUUCUUGAACGAACCCAGAGAAACGUUUCUUGAGGGGAUUAAUAGCUACGCAGCCUCAUGGGGUUCUAUGUAG